Messenger RNA from Poecilia reticulata (guppy), 5961 nucleotides. RefSeq names its product glutamate receptor, metabotropic 6b (gene grm6b). Gene Ontology annotation, molecular function: G protein-coupled receptor activity. Gene Ontology annotation, biological process: G protein-coupled receptor signaling pathway. NCBI's taxonomy places the organism in Eukaryota, Metazoa, Chordata, Actinopteri, Cyprinodontiformes, Poeciliidae. The record is from RefSeq and is a predicted model, not a curated record. Gene Ontology annotation, cellular component: membrane.
AUUUUUUCCACAAGCCAUUUGGGAACUAAGAAAGAUGUUGCCUUAAAAAAUAACAAAAUAGAUUUUUUAUGUCAAUAUAAUUAUGUCAAAAUACUUAAUCAGCAGAGUACUGAUAUUAGUUCUCACAUAAAGAGUUUCUUUUUCAUCAAAUCUGCUUAAAGUGAAUUCAGAGCAAUUUAAUAUAAAUGCUCUGAAUUGCCAAACCUCUCAAAAAUCCUAUUUAUAAAUAAUUUUAAAAAACGUCUAUUUAUCUUCCUCAUUUAACUCUCACGCUGCAUGUAGCGUUGGUGUCUCCUGGGCCGGUAGGGCAGUAGCCCAGGGCGCCAAGUUUUACUUUUUUUAGGGGGGGACAGAAGGGGCGAUUUUGGAAUUUUUAAUUUUUAAUUUUAAUUUUUUUGCAAACGUUGUACCUUAUAUAAAACUGUCUUUUCUGUGUGUAUCCGUCCAGCACAUGGCGGCGGCGGCGAUCCUUUAGCCGAGCUCCUAAUUGACAGAUGAGCUGCGAACUGAUCUGGGAGCUGCUUUUUUUUUUCAGAGCAUCGACUCAAAUUAAUCAGAAACCUAAUCCAGCUACGUUCUGUAGCGCACAAACCUGUUCUGUGCUCUGAUAUUCUCUGCCAUUGUGUGUGUGUGUUUUGACGGGGUUGUGAUAGUGAGUGGAUGUCGUGUGUGUGUUUGUGUGAGAGAGAGGGAGCAAAUUGCUGUUCAUCUAAUCUCUCAAAGUGAUGGAGUGGGAGGAGGUUUUUUUUUUCUUUUUUGCUGCAGCUGCAUGAGAGAGAGAGAGAGAAAAGUGAGCUUGUCCACCUAGUGCUUUCUUCACAGACGGCUGCAUGAUAAUCCCAAUCUGAGGCCAUUAGUGCGCUGAGAGAGAGAGAGAGCGAGGGUUCACCGGAGUGAGGAAGGGAGGAGUGACUGCUUUGGACAGAGACGCGCACGGCUGAAAAAAGGACGGCAGAACGGGAGGAGAGCUUUUAAGGGAUUUGGCAGAGAUUUGGAGAUUCUCAUGCCGUAAUGUUGCACUUCCCUCUGCUUCUGCCAGGAUGCCGCACUCUAAGAGCCUCGAGAGCCUCUUCUUCAUUUAGUCUUUUUUAAAAUUACAUAAAUUUUUAUUUUUUUUAAAUAUAUUUUCCAACUUGUUUUUUUUAGUUGUUUUUUUAACCGUGCAGAGCAGGCAGUCUGAGAUGACAGAGCCUCGGGUUUGAAGUGCAGCCCAUCGAAUCUGGACCGAGGUUGGAGGCCCGCCUGGACAAUCUCCUAUGAUGGAUGAAUGAAUGAAGAGUGAUCCAUGAAGAAUGGGCAGGUAGACGGAGUGGCCCGGUGCUGCCAGUACCUCUGCUGGACAUCAUCAUGAUGCCAGAGGCCGGUCCAUACCAUCUCCUCUGCCGUUCCGCCUCGCUGUUUGCGUCUCGUCCAUGGCUUCGUGUGCUGUGGCUCCUGCUGGUGGGCUUCAGCCCCCUCUCACUGGGCACCCAGCCCCAGCCCCAGUCCAGCCUCAAAAUCGAGGGUGACAUCACCCUGGGCGGGCUCUUCCCGGUCCACUCCCGGGGGCCUGCCGGUGUGCCCUGCGGCGAGAUCAAAAGGGAGAAGGGGAUCCAUCGGCUGGAGGCCAUGAUGUAUGCCUUGGACCAGAUCAACAGCGACCCCGACCUGCUGCCUAACAUCACCCUGGGGGCCCGGAUCCUUGACACCUGCUCCAGGGACACCUAUGCCCUGGAGCAGUCGCUCACCUUCGUCCAGGCCCUCAUCCAGAAGGACAACUCGGGGGUCCGCUGCUCCAACGGAGAGCCCCCCAUCAUCCCCAAACCGGAGAGGGUGGUGGGAGUGAUUGGGGCGUCGGGCAGCUCCGUGUCCAUCAUGGUGGCCAACGUGCUCAGACUGUUUGCGAUCCCCCAGAUCAGCUACGCCUCCACUGCCCCGGAGCUGAGCGACAACAGCCGCUACGAGUUCUUCUCCCGCGUGGUGCCCCCGGACUCCUACCAGGCCCAGGCCAUGCUGGACAUUGUCAAGGCCAUGGGAUGGAACUACGUCUCCACGCUGGCCUCCGAAGGCAACUACGGGGAGAGUGGCGUGGACGCCUUCGUGCAGAUAUCCAGAGAAGCAGGGGGUCUCUGCAUCGCUCAGUCCAUAAAGAUCCCCAGAGAGCCCAGACGAGGCGAGUUCGAGAAAAUCAUCAAGAGACUGAUGGAGACGUCUAACGCUCGCGGAGUCAUCAUCUUUGCUAACGAGGACGACAUCAAACGGGUGUUGCAGGCUGCGAAAAAAGCCAACCUGACAGGCCACUUCCUGUUUGUCGGGUCUGACAGCUGGGGGGCCAAAAGCUCCCCAAUCGAAGAUCAGGAAGAGGUGGCAGAGGGAGCGGUCACCAUCCUGCCAAAAAGAGCCUCUAUUGAUGGCUUUGACCAGUACUUCACCUCGAGGUCGCUGGAAAACAACAGAAGAAACAUCUGGUUUGCUGAAUUUUGGGAGGACGACUUCAAGUGCAAACUGACUCGACCCGGCAUAAAAUACGACCCCGACAGAAGGAAAUGCACAGGUGAAGAAAGGAUCAGCCGGGACUCUCAGUAUGAACAGGAGGGCAAGGUGCAGUUUGUCAUCGACGCCGUGUACGCCAUGGCCCACGCGCUGCACAGCAUGCACAUGGACCUCUGUCCCGGCUCCAUGGGCGUCUGCGAGAAGAUGGACCCCGUGGAGGGCCGGAUGCUCCUCCAGUACAUUCGCUCUGUAAACUUUAACGGCAGCGCAGGUACGGCGGUGAUGUUCAAUGAGAACGGAGACGCUCCCGGUCGCUACGAUAUCUUCCAGUACCAAAUGUCCAAUGUCAGCAAUCCCGGCUACAGGGUCAUCGGCCAGUGGACAAACCACCUGCGACUUAACCUGGAGGAGAUGCAGUGGUCAGGAGGCGACCGCAAGAUCCCGGAGUCCGUGUGCAGCUUCCCCUGUGAGCCCGGUGAGAGGAAGAAGAUGGUGAAGGGCGUUCCCUGCUGCUGGCACUGUGAGCUCUGUGACGGCUACCAGUUCCUGCUGGACGAGUUCACCUGUGACAUGUGCCCUUUUGACAUGCGGCCCCUGAAGAACCGCACAGGCUGUCGGCCCACGCCCAUAAUCAAGCUGGAGUGGAGCUCUCCCUGGGCCAUCAUCCCCGUCUUCCUGGCCAUACUGGGAAUCCUAGCCACGACCGGAGUCAUCGCCACCUUUGUCCGAUUCAACGACACGCCCAUUGUUCGCGCAUCUGGCAGAGAGCUGAGCUACGUCUUGCUGACGGGCAUCUUUCUGAUCUACCUCAUCACCUUCUUCAUGAUUGCGGAGCCCAGUGCGGGUGUGUGCACCAUACGCAGGCUGCUGCUGGGUCUCGGGAUGUGCAUCAGCUACGCCGCCAUGCUCACCAAGACCAAUCGGAUCUACCGGAUCUUUGAACAGGGCAAGAAAUCAGUCACGCCUCCCAAGUUCAUCAGCCCCACUUCUCAGCUGAUUAUCACCUUCAUCCUCAUUUUGGUUCAGUUACUGGGGGUGUUCGUUUGGUUUGGCGUGGUUCCCCCUCACACUACCAUUGACUAUGACGAGCUAAAGCCUCCGAAUCCGGAGUUUGCACGUGGGAUCCUGAAGUGCGACAUGUCCGAUCUGUCCCUCAUACUCUGUCUGAGCUACAGCAUUGUGCUCAUGAUCACCUGCACGGUGUACGCCAUCAAGAGCAGAGGAGUACCGGAGACCUUCAAUGAGGCAAAGCCCAUCGGCUUCACCAUGUACACCACCUGCAUCAUCUGGCUGGCCUUCGUUCCCAUCUUUUUUGGAACAGCACAGUCUACAGAGAAGAUGUUCAUCCAGACCACCACCCUGACCGUCUCCAUGAGCCUGAGCGCCACCGUGUCCCUGGGCAUGCUCUACAUCCCCAAGGUCUACGUCAUCAUCUUCCACCCGGAGCAGAACGUCCAGAAGAGGAAGCGCAGCUUCAAAGCCGUGGUCCAGGCGGCCACCGUGUCCACGCGCCUGUCCCAGAAGGUCAACGACAAGCAGAACGGAGAGUCCAAGAUGGAGCCGGACAGGUCUCAGUGACACGGCGGGGGGCGGGGGGGACAUUUAGAGGUGGAAACAUCUGACCGUCUGUUUCUGUCCUUCAGUUGUGGAACCAAACUACCAGCAAAUGUGGAGGUUUAUAAAACUUUAUUCAACCUGGAGGGAAACAUGGAAACAAAGGAGAAACUCACACAAUUAGGGACUGUAACAAUACUGAGCCAUCUUGAAUCAAAUGGAAAAACAACAGAUUUUUUAUGCUCCUUUAUCCAUCUACAGCUCUCGUCUAAAAUUCGCACACACUCAUCAUGGUUAUGGAUGUUAUACUCAUUUUCAGGCUUUUAUUGUUGCACAUUAUUUAUGCAAUAGAUGAAUUGCAUUUCAAAAAUAUGAAAUUGGUGCACAAGUUUGGAUUCUCUGUUGUUGAUUUUCUAAUCCACAAAGGGACAAAAUGAGACGCAGAAGCUCAGAUACGUACGUAAACAUCCUUCCAUAUUUGAGUAAAUGUCCUUCAGCACACUGCAGAGAAACCACACGCUUUUUGAGGCCAUCAGCAGAAUUCUGCAUGGAUAUUUCACCACUCUUCUUCUUCUUCUUCUUAGGAAUGAUCAACUCAUUUAAAUCGCAUUCAUUCCACAACCUAAUGUCGGCCUGCUUCAUGCAUUCCAAAAACCAGUUGUAAUUAGGAGUCCACCGAUAAAUUUUGCAGAUAGGACGAUACUUGCAAGAGAAACUGAUCUUAUCUAACUCUGCAAAGGUGUAUCCUUUUUCUCUGCUGGUUUAACUGACAGAUCUUCUACCAGGUCACAUCCACACGUCUCCAACGACGUGAUUUUGUUGCUUUAUUUAUCAACUUUUCAGACAAAAAAAAAAAAAUCCAUAUUGGCCAAAAUUGGAAUCGACAGGUCAGGCUUUUUAAAAGAUAGGUGAUCGACUGGAAAACUUGAGUCGGUGCAGCUCUAGUUGUACUGCGUUUGGGAUCAGUGUCCUGUUGGAACAUCCACAGGUGACCAAGUUUCAGGCGACUAGCUGUGAAGUUCAAGGAUCUUGAUCUAGUCCUCCUACGUCAAUGAUCAAACAUCCAACUGCAAAUUGUGCCUCAAGUACAAAAUCUGUUUCAAAACGAUUUCUACAUAUAUGAGCCUAUAUUUAUCAUUUUCACCCUUUGUGGAGAACAAAGAAUUCACAACCAAUUUCUAUUUAAAAAAAUACAUAUAUGCUGUUUGGAUUAAAGAACGGUUUAAAUGUGUGUCUAAAAGCCCUUAACGAUUGGUGGACAUAAACGUCUCAGCAGGACUGUCCUUAUACCUCAGCUUAACGGAGGCGUGUUGGGGUUUAAACGCUCCUUCGGAAAUACUUCUUAGGAGAAAGAAAAGCCUUUUCCUUUGUCCUACAGGAAGAUUUACAUCGUUAGCAGAAGCCGUUGGGACCGAUCGGCUCCUAAAGCACUGCAUGGUUUCUGUGUUUUAUGUGUUUAUUAUGAAUGUUUCACACGUUGUUCAUGAGGGAUGACCGUCUCUUAUCACACUGGAGAGAGAGAGAUUUAAAACAUAUCACUAUGUCUGUAUCGCUGCUGGUCUCAAUAGCCAGUCGCUUAUGUCACGCAAUAUUUCUCUUUUUUUUUUUUAACUAAUGUAAUAACGAGACAACCUAAUUUGUUUUUAGGUGGAAACUUCAUUUAGGGGCACAAACAGGACGUGGGUGAUUUUGAGCAGGAUGUUUGUUCUCUACCUGGCACUCUUACAUCAGCAUUCUGGAAGACAAUGUUUGGUAUUUCCCCAUAUUGUUUGUGAAAAUAUGAAGCAUUCUGUGAAAAGGUCAGGCUGCGUGGCAGCUGUACGACUCCCGCCUGGGAAGCUGCCAGAGCGCAGCCGAUCGGCCUUCAUCACCAUGAAAAUACGUUCGAGGAAAUGUUGGGAAUGAUUAAAAUGACACUGAAUCAAUACGAGCUCA